CAAAAGUUGGCCUGUAGGUAAUACAGGGCAAGGGCAGGUGAGGUGACUCAUACCUGUUAAUUCUCGCACGUGUGAGGUUGAAGGAGGAGGAUCAGGAGUUCAAGACCAGCUUGGGCUCGGAAUGAGUUCUAGGCCUCGUGAGAUUUGUCUCAAAAAGGGGGCAGAGAAGGCGAAUGUAUUAAAAUAAUAACAACAACAAAAUAACAACAACGACAACAACAAUACAAAUCACUAAUGCCUCAGUACUCCAGCAUUGUGAACAGAGAGGAUGGAAUUGGGACACAUGAUUUGGCCCUGGUCUAGGUGCUGGUUGCUCACAGGCGCAGGUUGCACCUAUAGCUGAAUCCUGCUCCCGAGGCCCCCAGUAGCGAGUGGGCGAGCGAGCUAGGGGUUCACAGCAGCGCCCCAGGCGCGGAGGCAGGAGCGGGCGGGGGCCCAGCGGGCGCGCGGGGAGGUGCAGGCUUCAGGCUGGGGCGGCGCCUUCGCCUCCGGCUGCCGUAGGACCGCGAAGCUGCCGCUCCAUCGGCGACAUCUUGGUGGAGGACGCGCUAGGGCAAACGCUGUUCGCGCUGUUGCUGCUGCUGCGCCACGAUCUCUGCUGACCUCCAGAGAGCGGAGGGUAGAACACGCAAGAGCCUCCGCCCUCCGGUCCGGGCGGGGCUCCGGGUUUGAACCGCGCGGCGGGCCGCGCCUCCGAGUCGGGUCGGACCCGUAGGCGGCCGCGCGGAGCAGGCAGUCGGCAGCGCGCGGCACCAUGUCCCCGGGCAGCGGGGUGAAGAGCGAGUAUAUGAAGCGCUACCGGGAGCCGCGCUGGGACGAAUACGCGCCGUGCUACCGCGAGCUGCUGCGCUACCGCCUGGGCCGCCGGCUGCUGGAGCAGGCGCACGCGCCCUGGCUCUGGGACGCCUGGGGCCCGGACAGCCCCUCGGACAGCUCGGCCUCACCCAGUCCGGCGCCCAGGGGCGCGUUAGGGGAGCCCCCGGCGCCCUCCGCGCGGGAGGAGGAGCAGCCGGUGGGGGAGCGCGGCGCGGAGCUGCGGGACGCGGAGGAGCAGGACGCAGUGCUACCAGCACCACCGAAAAAGGACAUAGAAGAGAAGAAACCUGAAGAACACAGGACAAAAGAGACUGAGGGGGCGCCCAGCGGCUCCGGACCUCGACAACAGCCUAGUGCCUUAUGUGCCAGAGGAAGUAAAAAAGCCACCAGAAGCCCCCAAAGAUCGACAAGCAAGAUAAAAGAGAACAAGCACCCGUUUGCUCUUUAUGGCUGGGGAGAGAAGCAGAUGGACUUGGGGAGCCAGAAGACACACAACGUCUGCGCAUCGGCCUCCGUGCACGAGAUUCAUGAAUCAGCCCUUCGAGCCAAGAAUAGAAGACAGGUGGAGAAGAGGAAGCUGGCUGCCCAGAGGCAGCGGGCUCACUCGGUGGAUGUGGAAAAGAACCAGAGGGUAAAGCCGUCGUCUGCAGAGAACCCCUGGCUGACUGAGUACAUGCGGUGUUACUCAGCAAGGGCGUAGAUCCCGGGCCUCCUUUGGAGCGUUCAUGCAGGAAAAGGAAAACAAAAACUGGCAAAUGAGACCACACACAGGUGGAAGAAACUGGUCCUGCAAGGCCCCCCUUAGGAAAUGCCAAGAGAUGGUUUUGCUUUCAUGACAGUUGGUCACCUGCCUUAGUAGUGGGACAGACCAUGGAAGCCAUAGAUGCUGGCUUGUUUAUGAAGACAAAUCCCCAAGUCUUGAUAUUCUUGUAAGAGUUUUAUUUUAAAGAUUUUAAUCUUUGGAGAUACCCACACCGAGUGCCUUUAACCGGCUCUAGGCGCUUCCCACCCACCCCUCCGGUCAUCCAGUCAGAGUUGUCCUUUCUCCUCAACUCCAGAGUCCACGGCUGGCAGGGCAUCCUGUCCAGUUCGCCAUGCACGGAGCUGACACCCAGCUGAAAGCAGACAUGGAGAUCCGGUCUGUUCCUGACGAGCCAGAGCUUCGGCGGCUGCGGAAUGAUUACACUUGAUAGAUUUCCUUUCACUUCGUCUUCAUGUAGACUGUGAUAUUUAAGAAUUUUCUGGCCAGAGUGAGGGUCACCUUUUCUCCCUAAGUCAUCCCUAGGCUUUUAUUUAAUACGUAGUUUAAUAGCUCUGGUACAUUCCAGCGAGCGGCGUGCAGAGCAUGUUUACAGCAAUGAUGAAAUUUCUUUUGAGUUGCAUUCCUUUAACUGCAGGCAGCUGCUUAAGUCUGACCGCCGUUCCCCUCUUCUGAGAGAGAGAGCGCAGAUGAAGAUAUUGAGAACUUGUAAUCUGCAGUGACAUUUAACAAACUGGGUUUGUUUGGCCUGUGGGGAUGGGACCAGCAGACACCAUUAGUGUGUCCUUGCCUGCGUUAUGCUUCUCCUUCUACAGGAUUUAAUGACGGCAUCGUGCACAGUGCUGGUAGUCUGGGUUGGAAACCUGAUUGCUUGGUCUCUGGCUUGGCAAUCUUUGCUGCCAUGCUGUGGGAGAGAGAAUAGGGCAGGUGCUGGUCUGACUGUAACGUUCUUCCUUUAAUAGGGAACCACUGUCAGGGUUUAAAAAAGGUUUUAAAGAACAGGUUUUUCUAUGAGAUGGGUGCCUUCGCCACCCUGCAGAAGAGACUCCCAGAAGACGAGCGCCGUGUUCUUCCUGAGACAGGGAGAUCUUUUGCCUGCACCCACUCAGCAUCUGAGCUUGCUGGGUGAAACCCAGCGUUGGGCGUGUGGCUGAACAUUUCCACGAUAUUUUUACUUUGGGUUUUUGAGUAUGAUAAUUUCUAGAAGGCAGAAUGAUUUCAUUCCAUGUGAGAUUGUCACAGGAUGUCCUCUGAAGACUGUAUCAGGCUUUGAAAAUGCAUACUAAAGAAUCACAAGCGUUUUUUUUAAAAGCUUUUAAAAUAUUUACCUAGUUUUGUACAGUCCCUUGUGUACAGAGCCCUCCCUCUGAGGUGUAUAUUUAAUUAAAGAGUAAGUUCUACAUGUUGUCCAAAUACAACCUUGCUAGUGAUAACUGUGUUAACUGCAUAGUCCCCGAGUGUCAGGUAAGGGUGACUAGCAGGAGCCCAGGUUGCUGAGAAUCACUCUUUGUAAAGCCUACAUGUUCUACACCAUCAAACUGCACCUGACAAUCUCAGCAAGACAGGUGGGGGAGGGACACAGGACCCCAACCCUGGCCUUCAGACUGCCUCAGAAAACAGACAUGUAUCCUUUUGCAGGCUGGGGUUUGCUGAGAGGCCUGCUGGUAUCGUUACCAAAUUCUUUUUUUUUUUUUUUCUUCUUCCUUUUCUCGAGACAGGGAU
Molecule: messenger RNA, 3298 nt
Organism: Arvicanthis niloticus (Nile rat)
Lineage: Eukaryota; Metazoa; Chordata; Mammalia; Rodentia; Muridae
Source: RefSeq, a predicted model, not a curated record